CGGCGCCCCGCGGGUCUGAGCGGGCGGCGGGCUGCGCCCUGGCGAAGCGGGCUGGCGGGCCCUGAGCGCCGGCGGCGGCGGGCGCGCACCAUGAACUCGUGGGACGCAGGCCUGGCGGGGCUGCUGGUGGGCACGAUGGGCGUCUCGCUGCUGUCCAACGCGCUGGUGCUGCUCUGCGUCCUGCACAGCGCCGACAUCCGCCGCCAGGCGCCGGCGCUCUUCACCCUGAACCUCACGUGCGGCAACCUGCUGUGCACCGUGGUCAACAUGCCGCUCACGCUGGCCGGCGUCGUGGCGCAGCGGCAGCCGGCCGGGGACCGCCUGUGCCGCCUGGCCGCCUUCCUCGACACCUUCCUGGCCACCAACUCCAUGCUGAGCAUGGCCGCGCUCAGCAUCGACCGCUGGGUGGCCGUGGUCUUCCCGCUGAGCUACCGGGCCAAGAUGCGCCUCCGCGACGCCGCGCUCAUGGUGGCCUACACGUGGCUGCACGCGCUCGCCUUCCCCGCCGCCGCCCUCGCCCUGUCCUGGCUCGGCUUCCACCAGCUGUACGCGUCCUGCACGCUGUGCAGCCGGCGGCCGGACGAGCGCCUGCGCUUCGCCGUCUUCACCGGCGCCUUCCACGCGCUCAGCUUCCUGCUCUCCUUCGUCGUGCUCUGCUGCACGUACUUCAAGGUGCUCAAGGUGGCCCGUUUCCACUGCAAGCGCAUCGACGUGAUCACCAUGCAGACGCUCGUGCUGCUCGUGGACAUCCACCCCAGUGUGCGGGAGCGCUGUCUGGAGGAGCAGAGGAGGCGGCGGCAACGAGCCACCAAGAAGAUCAGCACCUUCAUAGGCACGUUCCUGGUGUGCUUUGCACCCUACGUGAUCACCAGGCUGGUGGAGCUGUCCGCGGUGCCCAUCAGCUCCCACUGGGGGGUGCUGUCCAAGUGCUUGGCCUACAGCAAGGCAGCGUCGGACCCCUUCGUGUACUCCUUGCUGCGACACCAGUACCGCAAGAGCUACAAAGAGAUUCUGAACAGAAUCCUCCACAGGCGUUCUCUCCGCUCCUCCGGCUUCUCUGGUGACUCCCACAGCCAGAACAUUCUGCCGGUCUCUGAGUGAGGUGUGCUGCUCCUGCUGGAGACCUUGGACUGAGACGGCUGUGAGAAGACGGGGAUGGAGGGGCUUGGGGCUCCUGGGCGGACGCCACCAGCCGCCACCCACCUGGCAAGCCCGAGGAUUUCAGUUCCCUGGCUUGGAGGGGCUCUGACACCUGCUUCCUGGUUCCUCAAGGGCAGAUGUUGAACAGUCCCCAUUCGUCACCAAAGGAUGACUGAGGGACAUGCUGUGCUCUGGCUUUUCUUUCUGAGACGCUCCUUGGAGCUCCUGGACUCCCCAGAGGCUCCCUUGGAGUCACACCCAGUCUGAUCAUGAUGAAGGACCCACAGUUCUGGUGGCAGGUAGGGAAGCUUGGUGUCCACCUGUUUAUGAACCACUAGACAUUGGGCUCCAGGCUGAAGAGCAGUGGUGAUCUCCACGGGACCUCAGUCACACUGAGUGAGGUUGGUUGUGGCCAUUUGGCCCCACAUCUAGCAUGGCCACUCUUCUCCACAUGUAGUGGUGGCUGCUUUAACCCAAAUAGUAUUCAGCUGGUACUAAGUUGUGCUCAGCUGGGACUCUUGGGCUCCCAUGCCCAAGGGGAAAAUAUUCAACAACUAGUGUUACCCAACCGUUGCUGACAAGUUGUCUUAGAAAUGGUUAUAUUGGAUUCAACUUUUAUCCUUCUUUUACCCCUGCCCCAAAGCUAACAUUCUGUGUGUGUAGACAACCUUAGCAUGAAAAUGGUUUAAAUAGGCAGGUACUAUAUGUACUAAUGUUCUCCGAAGUCAGACCCCAAAGUCACCUCCUGAUUCACAUGUCAUCAUUGUUGGAGCCAAAGAGAGGCGGGAGGAAAGUGGCUGGCAGGUCCUCCUACCCUGGUUUGUGACCUGAAUUUGCAGGAAGUGUUUCACCUUGUCCAGUAUGUCAUUUGAUGAUUGGGUGAGAACUGACCUGAGCAAGAUUUUAGCCUUGAUUUCAAGGCACUGGGUUCCAUUAUCCUAAUGGUUUUGUAUCCUAGUUUCUGUAAGUCAUCAGCAGAAAGUAGAAGCUUUCCAACAGAAGAUAAAGGUGAUCCAAAAAGUGCCCUGCGCCCACGAUGGGUGAGGGAAAUUUUUGUUGAAAUCUAUAACUUUAACACGUGUGCCAGUCCACUAGCAGCCACCGUCUUGAUUUAAUAAAACCAAGAUGAGUGGACCAUGCUUUCUACCCAUCUGACUUUGCAACCAUAUAAGUGAUGCGUGAAUGCUAGGAGCAGUUAUUUCUCCAUCCUCUGCCCUAAGAGAUCCUCCAGGGUAGAAAGGAUGGGAGCAAUAGACUCAGAUGGCCCAUUCUCUGCUUCCGGCUCUGCACAUCACAUUUGGAGACUUAGAAGGGACACAGCUCAACAGGGACCAACCAGGAAGAGCUUUUCACUGCCAGGCGGCCCCAGAAGUGUGUGCCUGCUUGAAAAGAUGUUGUCACAUUAACCUUAACUCCUCGCUUAGAAAACAGAUCACUGAGCCUGGCCCACUCUGGUCUGGUUUCUAAGUUUCCAUGGAGACAGAGGUAGCUUCUGAGGCCCUGAUGCCUUCCUGUGGCAGUUGGAGAUGUGCUUACAUAUGCUUGGAGGAGCCAGUGACACGUGUCCCUUCCCAAUUCCAUGUUCUGGGACAUCAUGUUGGUGGCUUGACAUGAGCCAUGAUGGGCAUAUUUAUACCAAGAAAGUCAAAAAAUCAGGCCUUUUUCUCCACUUAGAGCUGGUUAAACACCUACCAGCCCAUCACUGCCUGGACAGGACUUGGUAUGUUACUGAAGCAAAAUUGCUCUGACUCAGAGUGCAUUCGGCCACUCAAGUUUGAAUCACAAUAGACAUUCAUUUUUGUGGCACUCUCACAGGGACGAAUAGCUGUUCAACUUCAUUGCUCCAACACCAAAAGUACUGGUGAGGUCAAGGACAAACACAGAACCAGUCAAUUGAAUCUGACAAUCUCCCUUUUUACACAAAUACUCUUCAGGCAUCAUGGGCAUAGUGACCCCAUGGAAGAGGUCAAUAGACAGUCAAACUCAAGCGACCAAAUAUAUUUUCAUCAAUGUCAGGCUAGAGGAGUAACUGUCAACUCCUCUUCCUGCUUUCUCUGUGUAGGCAACAAAUUACUCUCCUGGAAGCAACUCCGUCUCUUUCACCUCUUCUUGAGCUCAGAAACAAGAGCUGUCCCCCAACAGUACCACAUAUCUUGGAAAGAUGUAUUUUUAUAAUUUACACUAAACCUCUAGGACUGCCAAAAAAAAAAAAAAACAAUAAAACCAGUUGUAUUGGCAUCAUGGUGACAAAACCCCAGAUAUGCCAAUUGAUUGGAUGUUUUCAUUAUUAUUUGGACCUCGGCACUGAAAGUCAGGAAGCAAGAAGGGAAUCACUGCGUUAGCAAAAUCAGCACCAACCAACUCUGCUGGUAUUACCUUUAGACACAUGGUUAUAUUCACCUGUAUACAGUCUAUAAAACCUACCCCCGUUUCAUUAUUCCCAGGAGAAUUAUCUACCUCAUUUGGCAAUCUAUCAAACAUCACAUGGAUUUCUCAGGUUAAAUACUUAGAAACGUCCAGAUCAGCAUCAGUGUCGAGGGCCUGGGAUUCCUGACCUGACCUCAGUCUAGUGUAAGGCUUGAUGUUGAAGGUCUGAACUCUGGUAGACAGCUGGGUGAGGUGCGAACGCACUUGAAGAAGCUUGAAAAGAAAGCCUGGGAUGGAGGAUCUUUCAAAUUCCCAAAGCCACACAUUGGGCUCAGUUUCUAGACCUCCAGGAGCAGAACUCGUCAGUUUCAACCCAGCCCAUGAUGCCUUUUCCAGUCACUCUGUAACGCUAGCUUUUCUCUGUGCUGCUUCUCGAAGGCGGGGAUUUCAGAGCCCUGGGACCCACUGAGGGGCGAGUGUCACGGCAUUUGGGGCUUGUGUGUCUCGCGGUCCGUUGACCUCUCAAAGCUGUUUGCCUAAGAGCUUGCCUGUUUUUACUUGAGAGUCAGCUGGGGGAGGAGGGGAGGCUGCUUUGACUCAUCUCAUACCAACUGCACAUCCCUUCUAGGACUCAGCUCAGCCUUCUGUCACCGUGAGCAAUAAACCUCUCUCCUCAUGUCUGUGGAAUUAAUUUUCUUUUUCAUGAGCCCUUUCUUUCUGAGACACGAUGGAAAGGAUGAGCCAUGUCCUGCUUGCUGUCCUUUUACAUACUUGGGGGCAGGUAGAUGAAGCCUGCGCAGGGCGGCAAUGUGACCCUCGGGGGGCCACACGCUGUGUGUUUUUAAAAUUUAUCCCAAUUCGGGAUCAACUAUUGGCGGGUGAUUUUCAUGAAGAUAUUAUAUCAAGUGCCAGGAAUUCCUUGUGUCAGCUGGUAUCCUAUGGACCAAGCACCCCAAGGGAAGAGAGAGGCCCUGGACAUAUUUGGGGUUCCUACUACCUUUCUGGAAGGUCUAGAGCCUCUAGAAUGAAGCCAUUGGCUCUUGAACUUUAUGAUCCAUAAAAAUCACCAAAAGAGGUUUUUUAAAAUGCAAAUUACUUCAUCUCUCCCCGGAAAAGAAGGUCUGGGCAAGAUCUGGAACUCAGUAUUUUCAGUCAGCACCCAGGUAACUGUUGUAGGUGAACUUCAAAGCACUCCCUGAAGAAAUGACCUUAGUCACCCAGAUAAACUCUACGGAAAACUGAGUCUUUCUAAAUACCUUUUUGUCUUUCUUUUUUAAAAUGUCUUCUUUUUUCUUUUUCUUUUUUCUUUUAAGGGCCACACCAGCAGCAUAUGGAAGUUCCUGUGCUAGAGGUCAAAUAGGAGCUGCAGCUGUCAGCCUGUGCCAUAGCCACACCAGAUCUGAGCUGCGUCCGAGACCUACACCAAAGCUUGGGGCAAUGCUGGAUCCUUAACCCACUGACUGAGGGCAGGGACCAAACCUGCAUCUUCAUGAACACUGUGUCAGGUUCUUAACCCCCUGAGCUACAACAGGAACUCUUCAAUUGUCUUAUAUGGUUCCGGGAUACUCCAAAGAGUUCAAUCCCUAGCCUUGUUCGGGGCUGAGUCAUUUGGUUUUUAGAGGAACAACAUUGAUCAUACCAUGAAAUGUUUAAAGUCUGUUCUGGAGAAACUCCAGUGGAACAGGACAAGCUGCCCACCCUACCUCCUCUGAAGACAUUUACAAAGCAGCCUACUCCCUCUCAGGGGGAGGGGGGAAGCUCCCAGUUGGUUGUAAGCACAAGGUGCCUUGGCGUUGCCAGCACUGGCCGGUUCAGAGAGAAGGGAGCCCGCGUGGCACUCGGAGGUCCCCAGAAGGAUGCUUGCUUGGGUCUCAACUCAAGCUCUGCCUGGGCAGCCUGGCUGGGGAAGGCAAGCACGUUGAGCCCCUCUUCUGCUAACCAGAGCCCAGCAAGCCCCCUUGGCUCCCAGCCUCAGGCAUGGGAAACUGAGCCCAGAGAGGCAGGGCCAGAGAGAUGGUGCUGGAUGCCAGCUCCUGGAUGUGAGUCUUUUGCUGGUUCCUCCCUUCAUUCAUCACUGCUGACCCUGCCAGAUCCUCCAAGAGCAGCAUUGAAAGACAAUGGUCCUAACAGCUGGUGUGUCCUCAGUGAAGUCUAGACACCAGACACCAGACACCAUGCUCUGUGUUUGCGGCAGUGUUUCCAUGAAUCCUCAUAAUGAUCCUGCAAUGCAGUUACCAUUACAAUCUCCUUUGUACAGAUCUGGGAGGCUCUGUAGGUCCUCAGGCAGCAGAUAGAGAAAUUUGAGGGUCGGCCCAAAGCAAGACAAUGUUCUCCAGAAGGACUGGCUAGUACCGAUAGGCAUUUCCUAGCUUCACUCAAGUCUGGGCUGUUCAAAGGGCAGGUGACUUUGCAUUCUCAGCAGAGAACCCCAUGCUUUUAGCUCCUGAGCCAACUCAGCCACCAGAUGGGCCUUGGGCCACUCCUAUCACAGCCACCGCUGGCUGGGAAAGGACACCUGUGGCCUGCUCUUUCUCUGUAUGUACUUCUCGGAGUAUUCAGGGGAAGAUGCUUGGCAGCAACCUCUGUGCCAGAAUUUAUGGUUCACAAAUCCUUUUUGCUUACAGGGUAUCUAUCUGACUAAAUGUUGUAGGUAUUUGCAGGCUCCUUGUCUAUAGAAUUUCCCCCAAACUCUGGGCCAAUAGCUUUCAUAAGCAUCAAUACAAGCAGCAGGGCCUGGCCCUGAAGCCAAUAUUUCCUGCCUGGAAGCCAGGAACAUUAAGACAGAGGACCCUGGUGCUGGCUGGAGGACCCUGUGCUGAGCCGGAGGCUGGGAGUGGGGAAGGAGGUGGGAGGGGGUGGUUGCCAUGGUUUGCUCCCAUGGAUUCAGAGGAGAAAAUUGGCUGAGAGCAGCAUGGUUUGUAAGUCCCUCCACUUUCCCUCAGGCUCCUAGUUUCUUUCAAGACUAAGUAGCCUUUUAGCCAUCAGUGAGUCAGCCUGACCCCUGGCCAGCUGCCUUUGGCCAAUGCCCUGGCCUGGUCAACAGAAGAGAUGUAGGAACCCCAGGCUUGCUCAUACUUCCCCAGUUCAGAUGCAGCCACAAGGUCAAAGACAUAUUCAUUCCUCUUUCCACAAGUACAGGUUCAAGGAGAAGGAGCUGGACAUUUCUGGGAAUCAGCUACCCAGGAGAGAGGAGUCCUAAUGCUGGCAUUGCCCAUCUUCCCAGGCAGGCUGCAUCGGAGAGGAAAGUUGUUGGCUUGACCCAGACAUCACUGUGCAGAAGCCGAGGUCUGUGGAAGUCCAGGGGAGCAGAGUCCUGGAGAGGUUGAAGAAUGGUCCAUGGCAGCUGCGGGCUCCAGCCCAGUGCUGUAGAAAUACCCACCUGUCACUCCUCAGACAUUCGUGUGCCCAGCCCUAUGCUGGGUCAGUCUCCAGGGGAAACCAGGGACUACUCUAAAGCUAGAGGGUGGGGCUGCUCUGGAGAUGUGAGCAUAGUGCUGGGGGUAUAGGAGAGCUGACACACUUGGCUGGUAGGUAAGGAAAGUUCCUAGAGAUGGUGACAUUACAUCUGAACCUGCAGUAGUGAAGAGUGUGUGACAAGACACAAAGGAGAUGUGAAUAAAUGCCUGGUGAUGAGUCUAAUGGGAGAAAGCUUAGCCUGGGUCCAGGAAUGGGGUCGGGUGGGUACCAAGGAAAUGAAGUGCCUCCUGAGACAGAGUGGACAUGAUCUGUGGCCCAGGGAUGAGGAUGAAGGUCUUGACAUUGGGAGUUUCAAAAUCAGAGCUCUUUUAAGAAGAGAAACCAUGGGAGAAAUCUACAUCUAUUUAGGUACUGAAGAAGAGAAGAAUGAAAAGAAAGAGGAAAGAAGGAGGGAAGAAAGGAAGGAAGGCACUCAAAGCAUUGUGUCUAUUUUGUGGGGCAUCUACAUUACACAGUGGAUGGGGGGACAUGACUCACUCUUAAGAAGCCAAACUCAUUUGGCCAAGGCACAUCCCCUGAUCAUACACCUGAAUGUGAACAAAGGUAUAUCUUUAGCAUCAAGUGUAAAUAUUCCAUAGCAAUGCAGGGUCCUUGUGGGGAUAGCCACAUAGCCCUUGAAACAAGUGGAAGAAGUAACAGCAGAAAUGACCAUGUUUGCAAAGGUUACCCUUGUGCCAGGUAGCAAUUUGGCCACCUUCCCUUCAUACCCCCACAUCUCUUGGCAGGUUAGUGGGGGGAGGUUUACACAAUUUGUUUAUGCAGUGUGUCAUGUAAAUGUGUAUUUACCAUUUAAAAGUCCAAGAUUAUGCAUCUAAUUUAUCUUAGUGUGAUAAUUUAUCAUGUAUACCCAUAUUUAAGGACUGUUAAAAUAAUUUAACUUGUUGAUUCAAAACAACUGUGUGUGCAUCUUCUGGAAAGCAUGUGCUUUUAGGAUCACUGAUUUGUGCUGGUACCAAACCAAACUUUCAUCAAACCAAGCCUGAAUCCACUCACUUGCCUGCAGUAAAGCCUAUCUACUGACACUGGAUUGUGAUGAAGGAAAGUACAGCCUUUACUGCAGGGCGACAAGCAAGGGGAAUAGGCAGCUCAUGCUCAAAAGACCUGAGUUCCCCAAUGACUUUCAGGGAAGGGAUUUUAAAGGCAAUGUGAGGGAGGGGGAUGUGGGGGCAUGAUCAGCUGAUGCAUGAUUUUCAGAUUGGUUGGCAUCAAGGUGAAGUUUCAAGCAUCAUCAACCUUUUGGUUUCAAUCAGUCUGGGGUCUACAAAUUUGAAGUCAGCAGUGUUCAUCUGGUAGGGGUCUGCUUCCUAUAAAAAAUAACUUAGGAAUGUAUGUCAGGCCUUUAUCUAUAUCUUUCAGGGAAUUGGGAGUUUGGGGACUCUGCUAUGUGGCAGAUUUAUCAUCUAAAUUGUUACUGGUUUCCUGGCCCAACAGCUGUUCUUUGUUUCUACAUCUUCACAUUUCCUAAUCAUUAACUCUUGAGUCAGCCUUUUGAGACUCAGGGGAGGCCUGGGAGAUUAAAGCAAAAGCCUUUGACUUCAAGAGACAGAGACACAGGGGCUUAUAUAUGGUUUGUGGCAUUUCCUGUGUCCUUUCUCUUUCAGGCCCAGUAAUUCUGUACUUAUAUCUUAUUCCCUGACAUGGAAGAGUGGUUGCAUGUGUUUAAUAGAACCUAAAGUUCAUAUUACAAAGACCCCCAAAUCUGUAUUUGGAGACAUUCGGUGAGAGUCAGAUUGUCAUCAACAAGGCUCAGGCCUCAGUAAUACCCUGUGCUAAUCACAGGGAAAACAGGGAACAUUAGAUGCUAUCACAGUGGCACCCAACUGAUUAGUUGAUCUGAGCUGGUCAGUGUCCCAGGGACCCAGCCGCAAAGACAGCUCCUGCCUGGCUGACAUUCCAGACCCCCUGCCCCCAAAGGCUCAGUCCACCAUGGGCCAGCAUUCAAGCUGUUGAAUACCAAAUCUUUGCUUGAAUUCUUAUUAGUAAUCAAACCCUAUGAUCCAAAAACAUGUGAUUGCCAGGUUCCCUUGCAAGUUGAAAUCCACUCAAACCUCCACCAUCCUGUUUUACAACAAGUGUGUAAAUAUCAUCUCUUCUGGAACAUUUGAGGGAGCUUUAAGGAGUUUGGUGUCUUGUCAACACUGUUUCCCCAGGGAAACAUGACUCACCCCAGAUCACAAAUAGCCUUGGAAAUCCAGUGACAAUUAAAAAAGGUGCCUGGCCUUACCCUCAUUACCACACGGGGCAUUUUUAUAAACACUGGAAUAGGCCAGUCUUCACUUUUUUAGGUGACUUUGGGAGAAGGAAUUCAGAGUUUUGCCGUUUGGAUGUGCAUUGUCCAUUUUGGCGAGGCAGCCUAGGAGGACAUUUAUCUAUUCCUCUCCUGUGAUGAUGUGUGGAGCAGAUGCCAACAGACACAUUCAGCCACACUCCUCCCUCCUCCCUAAUGGGGCAUGGUCAUUUCUCACACAGAGGGUCACCCUGUCCGAUGUCCAAGAGGAAAACCACCUCUUUCUUGGAGUGGCUGCUGAGCAGCCUUCAAAACCCUGGAAGCUCCAAGGAAUGAGUGCAUGCUUUCCCUCGGUUUGGAUCCACUGCAUUAUUUGGGGGGGGGGUCUGUGUGAAAUGAGGUGCGGGGACUUACACUGUCCAUAGCUGGGGGCAUCCAGAGCACAGAGCAGAAGGGAGCCUGCCUUAAGAAACCCUAAGGUAUUUGCCAGCUAGUUUUGCAUUCCACAUGGAAAUGUACUUUAUAUUUGGAUACUUCAAAAAUACUUUGGGGAACUGAGAUGGAGGAAAAUGAAAGAUAUUUUAUUCCCAGGGGAUGGAGUGAUCUGCAAAGGACUGGCUCAUGUACAACGUUCUGUACCUAAGGUCAGAUCUAUAGGGAAACCGGUGGGGCAUAUGUCCAGUGACCCUGUGCUUCUGUGCAUGUGUCCAUGUGUUCCCUAAUGUGCAUCCUCUAACAUUUGUUUACAUUGUAGUUUUCACUUUAUUUUCUCCUAAUUUAUUAAACAUAAGCACAGCUCCAUUAAAAUAAAAAUAUACUACCAGAAGCUCUCCCACUGGAGCACUGUUACCUUCAAGCGAAACACUUGCCAACAGCUAUUUUCUGUUGUGUUGGGACGCAAGACCGAUGAAUCUGGGGCCAAUGUCGCCUGCUCUGUUUACAGUGUGUUUACUUGUGUUUCAUGAAUACAUAUCCACCAUUGUAAUACAUUUUUAUAAUAGAAUUUAUAGUUACUAUAGGAAAAAAAGAAUAUAUUGUGAUUCUGUCCAAUAAACCUCCUGGUAUAAAA
This is a messenger RNA of Sus scrofa (pig), 10280 nucleotides long. It is a transcript of the gene GPR26, whose product is annotated as G protein-coupled receptor 26. Gene Ontology annotation, cellular component: membrane. Gene Ontology annotation, biological process: adenylate cyclase-activating G protein-coupled receptor signaling pathway. Lineage: Eukaryota; Metazoa; Chordata; Mammalia; Artiodactyla; Suidae. Gene Ontology annotation, molecular function: G protein-coupled receptor activity. The record is from RefSeq and is a predicted model, not a curated record.